This is a messenger RNA of Cavia porcellus (domestic guinea pig), 3905 nucleotides long. RefSeq names its product ventral anterior homeobox 1 (gene Vax1). Gene Ontology annotation, molecular function: DNA-binding transcription factor activity, RNA polymerase II-specific; RNA polymerase II cis-regulatory region sequence-specific DNA binding. The transcript has 3 exons. Gene Ontology annotation, biological process: regulation of transcription by RNA polymerase II; central nervous system development; neuron differentiation. Lineage: Eukaryota; Metazoa; Chordata; Mammalia; Rodentia; Caviidae. Bases 1276 to 2280 code for a protein of 334 amino acids. The record is from RefSeq and is a predicted model, not a curated record. Gene Ontology annotation, cellular component: nucleus.
AAGGUGACGAGAAGGGCUGGAGCAUGCUCCUUGCACAAGGCCAUGCGCUUGAAUUGAAUCAUUGUAGCCUAAUCAAUGCUCUUAUUGGAUUACUGGCUGUUGCUUUUCUCAAAGAUAUUGUAGCAGAGACAAUGAAAUAGCUAGGGGAAAACUUUUUUUUAAAAGUAGAUCUCACAGUUGAGAUUCUCUCUCUCUCUCUCUCUCUCUCUCUCUCUCUCUCUCUCUCUCUCUCUCCCUCCCUCUCUCUCUCUGUCUCCUUCUCUCUCCCUCUCUCCCUCUCUCUCCGCUGGACUCUCCGAGCACAAAGCUGCCCUUUGAAUGGGCUGCCUCAGGGCUGCUGGAGGUGCAGGAAUGAAAAAAAUCCAACUGGAACUAAAUGAAGAGAGCAGUUUAAGAUGGCUGUCAGCGUGGAGGUGUGUUAAGGAGUUGCUUGGGGAGAAAGCUUGACUUUUUUUUUUUUUUUUUUUGAAUGUGGGGGAGAUACUUUUUUGGGGAACUUUAUCUCUUCCCCACGCAGAGGCAACUGCUUUCUUCUGCUGCAGUGUGAGGGAAACCCCCCACAGCCCUUCAGCUCUAUCUGGCCAGUUGGAGAAACCCCUCUAGCCAGUAUGUGAACAGGAGGGUCAAAGGCAAAGGGAAAGUUAAUAAUGCCUGCUAAUGGCACUAACAAUUCAGGAUGAAUCUUGUCAAAAGUUUUUCUGGAAGUGUAGGUCUUUGAUUGUGCGUUUCCUGAAAGCAAGACCAAUCAUUUCCGUUUAUUCACUGGCUAAACCCCUACUUGAUUGGGGACAAGGAGAGAAACCAUCCAUUACGAUCUGAUAUAUUAUCCAAACAAUUUAGUGUAUUCAUGAGGUAACCGAAACGUGGGGGCUGCGAAAUUACCCGUAAUCAAUUGCAACAGCGAGUGUGCGUCCCCCCCGGGUGUCCGACAACUACAACUCGCCGCCUCAGUAACAGGCGGGAGCCGAAGCAUUUCGGAGUUGCGCUGUUCGCUACCUGAUCGCAGGGCUGGGGACAUUGGACGUGCUCAGAGGACGCGGGCGCUGACGAGGCGGCCUCGCCGCUGCUCCACCGGGAUCCUGGACUAGACCGCCCGUCUCCCUGCGAGCGCGCCACGCUCCGGUCGCCGCCGAAGCCGCCCCGCGGGGACAUUCAUGCUCAGCGCCCGCCUCUCGCCCGACCGAGCUUAGGGGCUGCGUUGUAGGGGUUUUGUCUCCCUUUGCCUUUUUAUUUUGCUUUCCUCCUUUCUUCUUCUUUUCUUGUGUUGUUUUGCCUAUGUUCGGGAAACAAGACAAAAUGGACGUCCGGUGCCACUCGGACACCGAGGCCGCCCGGGUCUCCAAGAACGCGCACAAGGAGAGCCGAGAGAUCAAGGGCGCCGAGGGGAGCCUCCCGGCCGCCUUCCUCAAGGAGCCGCAGGGCGCCUUUUCGGCGUCAGGAGCUGCGGAAGAUUGUAACAAAAGUAAACCCAGUACUCCAGCCGACCCGGAUUACUGCCGCCGGAUCCUAGUCCGAGAUGCCAAGGGUUCCAUCCGCGAGAUCAUCCUGCCCAAGGGCUUGGAUCUGGACCGGCCCAAGAGGACACGCACGUCCUUCACUGCGGAGCAGCUCUACCGGCUGGAGAUGGAGUUCCAGCGUUGCCAGUACGUGGUGGGCCGCGAGAGAACCGAGCUCGCCCGGCAGCUCAACCUCUCUGAGACCCAGGUGAAGGUCUGGUUCCAGAACCGGCGCACCAAGCAGAAGAAGGAUCAGGGCAAGGACUCGGAGCUGCGCUCGGUGGUGUCGGAGACCGCGGCCACGUGCAGCGUGCUGCGGCUGCUGGAGCAAGGCCGCCUGCUGUCACCGCCUGGCCUGCCUACGCUGCUGCCGCCUUGCGCCACGGGCGCGCUUGGCUCGGCGCUGCGCGGACCCAGCCUGCCGGCCUUGGGCACCGGUGCCGCUGCAGGCUCGGCCGCCGCCGCCGCCGCUGCAGCCCCGGGCCCCGCGGGCGCCGCGUCUCAGCACCCACAGGCCGUGGGUGGCGCUCCCGGCCCGGGACCCGCAGGGCCGGGGGGACUGCACGCGGGAGCGCCAGCCGCGGGCCACGGCCUCUUCAGCCUGCCGGUGCCCUCGCUGCUCGGCUCGGUUGCCAGCCGCCUGUCUUCAGCCCCAUUGACGAUGGCUGGUUCGCUGGCCGGGAAUUUACAAGAACUCUCCGCCCGGUACCUGAGCUCCUCGGCCUUCGAGCCCUACUCCCGGACCAACAAUAAAGAAGGGGCCGAGAAAAAAGCGCUGGACUGAUUUUAAGUGUUUCCCUGUAUUUAUAUUUAUGGUAUCUAUUGUGGUGAUAUUUAUGGAUUCACGCGCGCUAGGCGCCCAGGGCUCCUGCGCUGGCCUCCGGCCUCCACCAGGCCUCUGACAGCUCUCUUUUCCCGCCAAGCUCUGCAUCUCACUUGGGCAAUCUUUUUCCCGCCCCCACCCCUUUCCUUCUGAAUCCUGGAGUGAUCCAAAGAAUUGAGGGAACUACCCGAAUUAGUCAACCUGAUGUCCCAACCAAUCCUCAUACCUGGAGGGAAAAGACUGGUUCCAAAUCCAGGGCACAGGACGCCUGCUCUAGAUGUGGCUGCUGCCGCUGCGGAUUAUUCCUACGAAUAUGUGAAAGAGGAAAGCUUUACGCAGACCCCAGGGCCUAAAAAAGCUUGCAGGUUUCUUUAGACCAAAAAGGAGGACAUUUCUUCCUCUUGCCAGAGAAACCAGGGCUUUUGGAGCUCCUGGGCCCCACUUUGUGAACCUCUCGGAAUUGUCGGUGCACACUUAGCUUCCUGGAGGACACUUUCUUUCGAGUUUUCUCCCUUGUAGGAAAACUCCGAUCACAGCCUCCCCUGACCCCAGGAAACAAUAAACCAAACAUCCUAGUAGGCAACGAUGGUAAUAAAUUUGAUCUAAUCAGCAAUAAAGAGUAAUAACUACUACAUCAAACCAGGUGACAUGGAACCGGUUUUUAAUAUUCGUCAUAAUGGAGUUUGGAAGUUGUAAGAGAAAUCAGAAUAGGAAAUGUGCCACAGGGUAAUGCAAAAUUGAAGUUCGGGAUGUUGAGACUUUAAGCAGGAAUUUAAAGGGGGGGAAGCAAAGGAGACGUCUCCAGUAAAGUCAGAAUCUUUUCUUCAAGGCUGCUUGGGGCAGUGUGGACAGCUUCCUGCUCCUUCCUGGUCCAGUGCGGCCGCAGGGGUCUGUGCGGACCUUAGCCCUUCACCCCGAUCUCCCGGACGCACGGCUCCGGGCAGAAUCGCUGGGUUUGGAAAUGCAUCUUAACACCCAUUGCCUUCUCUUCCACAUCCCCAGAUUAACACCAGCUUUCCACCACACAGGAAAUGCCUGGCGUUGGGAGCAGGUCUUUACUGAUGGGAGGUACGGACGCUGCGGGGUAGCCCUGGGGUCCCAGGGGUUUCCCGCGAAGCUGGCAGGAAAGGCUUUCGUUGUGGCCCCCAGCCCCAGGGUUUCAGCGGUCCCAAGUGCAAACCCUGACUGUCACACUGGCUCGGCUUCACCCCUACCCCACGCGACCACGACAGUUCCCACAGCCACGGCCACCCGCAUUUUAACCAAAACCACAGACCCAGACCGCGAAAUGCCGCAGUGUCUAGAAUGUAUUUAUCCAUCAAAACGAGCGCAAGUCAUUUUUAAAAAUAGUAACUUUAUUGUAAAUUAUUUACGCUGGAAGCUUUUUUUUUCUUUUUCCUUUCCUUUUCUUUCUUUUUUCUUUUUCUUUUUUUUUUUUUUUUAGGCAAAUAGUGAAAAAAUAUUGAAUGAUUCAAACGCGGGUAGGUGUCACUGAAAUCCUACUAACUUUGUUCUGAAUGUUUUGGCUACUUGGGUGUUUUGUAUUUAUGUGGUGAGAGUGAAAUAUAUAUAUCUAUGAUGAUAAA